AUGGACACCCCAGCCAAUGUGUUCCUUUAUCUCUCAGACUUACUGGAGAUAGCAUAUGGAACCAUCUCCGCGGUAACAUGCGCGCAGCUCAAAGACGACACAAAGCCCUGCCUCAAUAAAAUUGCAAACGCCAACCUCGAACGUCUGAAAGAAUCUUUUGGUGAUUUGUUUACCAUCCUUAACGACACUGAGAACAGCUUGCACGACAAAGAUGGUGGAUUCAAUGCGGUCCUCGGGCGAUUGAUCAAGACCUGUCUUUGCCGGCAGCGUCACUGCCAAAAUUCCGAGGAAGCCAAGAGCCAAUGGUUAAAGGAGCUGUACAACGAUGAAAAGAGACAUCAACUGCGUUGCAAGCUGCAAAUUUAUCUCGUCGAGCGCUUAGAAGAUGAAUCGAUCAUUUCUAUUUCUGUUCCACCGCCAGGAACAGACUUCGAACUCUGCUCCAAAACAUCACCAAGCGGCAAAGCCGGCGUACAAUUCAAGGUGACUGGUAAAUUGCUCGAGCCCCUUGGAAAAAUCGACAGAAACCCUGGGCACAUCUAUCUCAUCUCUCACCCUCGAGAACCACAAAUGUUCAAAAUCGGAUAUACCACAAAGCCUGAGCGGCGAUUUGGCGAACACAGACGGUGCUAUGAAGAGUUCAGCGAAGUGGCGAGUGAUUACAUACCCUAUGUCCGUCGGAUUGAGCAACUUAUCAUCGCCGAAUUUUCCCUGAAGCAUUACCGGCUCAAGGAAAAAUGCAAUCGAUGUGAUAAGAGUCAUAAGGAAUGGCUCCAAGUCAACAGAGAAACGCUAUUGAAGAGUUUCGACAAGUGGGUUAAAUUCGCUAAAGCCCAUAGGUCACCUUAUAACGAGGAAGGCAACUUUAAGACCAAGACUGUCGCGCUACCACCCCCUUGUAUGGAUUUCAAGACCCCAAGUCCGCCUCCAAUGAAAAAAGGUUCACGUCGAAAAUCAGGUGGAGCCCCACCGCAGGAGUCGACACCUUCUAAGCCGGCCCCUGUCAAGUCUGAUAUAAGGAUUAUUGACGAAGAGAUCUCCGAAUCGAACUCCGACGACCCUGAUUACGGGUUUAAAGAAGAUCACUCAAGGGUUUUGCGUCUCUCUGCCCGCCUUGCUGCUGCUCGCAUAGAAUAA
Penicillium robsamsonii is the source of this 1137-nucleotide messenger RNA. RefSeq names its product GIY-YIG nuclease family protein. The record is from RefSeq and is a predicted model, not a curated record. The transcript has a single exon. Lineage: Eukaryota; Fungi; Ascomycota; Eurotiomycetes; Eurotiales; Aspergillaceae. The coding region runs from base 1 to 1137 and encodes 378 amino acids.